This is a messenger RNA of Olea europaea var. sylvestris, 1130 nucleotides long. Its product is annotated as protein FATTY ACID EXPORT 1, chloroplastic-like. The transcript has 6 exons. The record is from RefSeq and is a predicted model, not a curated record. NCBI's taxonomy places the organism in Eukaryota, Viridiplantae, Streptophyta, Magnoliopsida, Lamiales, Oleaceae. Gene Ontology annotation, cellular component: membrane. Bases 136 to 816 code for a protein of 226 amino acids.
CUUACCACGUUGUUAAUUAUUGUAAGAAAAUUUUCUUUCGUUGAACGGGGGACAAUUUUGCUUCUUCCUCCUCUUCUCUCUUUCACUUUCAAUUCAAUUCCCAGAAAAACCAGACAAAGAUUGAAGAAGAAAAUCAUGUCGUCGGCGAUUUCUCAGCUGUCAUGCUUCUCUUCCAUUAACCGCAGUGUACGGAUCCGAACCAGAUCCUACGCCCGCUCUAACAAGGUAUUUAUUGUUAGGAGCAUUGAUGGACAUAGCACAGAUGUAUCCAACUCAGAGACUAAGACCGCUCCACAUUACACAGCAUAUGACUCUAAAUCACUUAAUGGAUGUAUGGAAAAAUCACAUCCCAUUACACAAGAACAUGUUGCAGGAGAAGCAAUGAACGAGCACACAAAAGAACAAGUUGUCAGUCAACCGAAAAGGGCAGCAAAGAUUCAUGAUUUUUGUCUUGGGAUUCCCUUUGGUGGGCUUGUUUUGGGUGGAGGGCUUGUUGGCUUUAUUUUUAGCAGAAACCUUGCUACUUUAAGUACUGCUGUUCUCUUUGGGGCUUCUCUAUUGGUCCUCAGCACUGUUAGCAUGAAGGUGUGGAGACAAGGAAAAUCCAGCUUACCGUUCAUACUAGGUCAAGCAGUACUCUCUGCCUCCCUAUUGUGGAAGAAUUUUCAGACCUAUACAUUGACCAGGAAAAUCUUCCCAGCAGGCUUUAAUGCUAGCAUCAGUGCUGCAAUGCUGUGCUUCUAUUUUUACGUGGUAUUAUCUGGAGGUAAUCCUGCACCAAAGAAGGUGAAGUCGUCAACUGCUGCUCCAUCAUAAUUGGAUUCCCAGUUUUGAGUUAGUUCUCAGUUUUAUUUUGGAAAAUUUUCCACCUGUUGGAACUCGAGGUGGUUUUCUCGAGGAGCUUUUUGCUGCUGUAGUGGAGUAGAGUCAACUAGACGACAUGUUAAAUAAUUCUUCUAUAAAAUGUGGAAAUGUACCUUCAGAUGUUUUCCUGAAUGUUGUGUUCGCUUAUCAUGUUCUGUAUAAUUCAUGUAUGAAUGAACACAUGACCCAAACGUGCUAUCUAUAAUCUUUUUAUGUAAUGUGCACUGAAAAAUGGAAUGUAAAGCUCUUCUUUUUGUUUUGUGGCA